ACCUACACAACGAUGAGCUGGCGCAGAGCACAGGACGUCAACAACAGCUUAUUCCUUUUCAAAAGUCGAAAGCAAGGUUCCAGCAACCACCGAAGGCCUGUCAUUUCCUGGACACUAUCCGAGGCUUGAUACUGACCGCCGUCCUAACUUUUAGGAGCGAUAAGAACAACUCGAGGAUGGAAGUGGCCCUGGUAUCGUAUGCAAAUACGUACGCUGACGUAGUUGAUCACGUGGUUUUUGGCGUAGAUCCCCCUGCGAACGCCGAUUUUUUCCGGCUCUUGUCUGGCGGAUUCGGUCGAAUCUGUAGAAUAAAUCGUCGUAUUCGGUUGUUAUCGUGUUGUAAGACCCGUUUUGGACCCCGUUUACCGGUGCUCGGCAUUACAGCGCAUCAUACGUGGUGGACAGAUUGGGUGAUCUGGGAUGAAGUCUCAUGAAUUCCCUCAUUGGAGCUGACAUUAACAGUCAGCAGGAACAAGUGCAUAUUCUUCACAAGACAGAAACAUCCCCUCGUUUCCCCUACAACGUCCGUCUAACAGUCCCUGGUGACGUACGCACGCCAUGGCCAGCCGAAGGAAGACCACGACCCCUUGUAGAGCUGAUGCUGUUUUUCGAGGUGAUGACAUGAUGGGGCAAGAGGAUCCAGGUGAGAUGGAGGUGGAGGUAUCGGCGAAGGACAAAAGCACAGUGGUGAAUGGAUCCACAGAGAUGCUUCCUGGAGAGGACUGGAGCUCCGGGACAGAGCCUCGUGGUUCACGUCAGGAGUCGCCGGCCCCUGAGAAACCUAAUGCGGUGGAUUCAAGGCCUCAGAGGAAGCAGCAGGGAGGCUAUGAAUGCAAGUACUGUCCGUUCUCUACGCAGAACCUGAAUGCGUUCAAGGAACACGUGGACUCCAGUCACCCCAAUGUCAUUCUCAACCCGCUCUACCUGUGUGCUGUGUGCAACUUCAACACAAAGAAGUUUGACACCUUGACGGAGCACAACGAGAGGUGUCAUCCAGGGGAGAGCAACUUCAAGUUCAAGAGAAUCAAGCUGAACAAUCAGACCAUCCUAGAGCAGUCGAUAGAAGGAGCAGGCAACGCUGUGGUCUGUGACUCAACCAACGGCAUUCUGACGGGGGAAGACUUCGCCACUUUCCCCCUGAGCAAAUCCACCACAGUGAAGAUUAGUAAGCCAAAAACAGACAACAAACGGUUAUUCACAGAAAGUCAACAGGACAGACUUGACCACGAGCUCCCCAGAAAGCAGAUCGCCGCCGUGAAUGUGACCGGGACCGUGAUCAUCCCAGAAGCGACCCUAAAAGAUGGCGUCUCUCAUAUCAUGCCUUGUCUUCAGCGCCCGCCUAACUACAACUUAGUACCAAAAAUUGCUGUCCCUUUGAACACCUCCAAGUACAACCCUUCACUGGACAGUAACAUGACACUCAUCACAUCCUUCACCAAGUUCCCGUACCCGACCCAAGCGGAGCUGUCCUGGCUUACCGUUGCCUCCAAGCACCCCGAGGAACAGAUCAAGGUGUGGUUCACCCUCCAGAGACUGAAGCAAGGCAUCAGCUGGUCCCCUGAAGAGGUGGAAGAAGCUCGGAAGAAGAUGUUCAACGGCACCAUCCAGUCAGUCCCACAGACCACCUUCACCGUGCUGAGCGGCGCCCAGAUGGCUCAGUCCACCAAAGGACAACAGUCCCUAGUUCAAUCCGUCCCCUUCAACCUCCUGGGACAGACCAGUUAUGUGUUGACGCCGGUUGCGAACGGCUCAGCUGUCAGUUGUUCUCCCAUCACACUAACCAUGGCAAACCAGGUCGUGCAGUCAGUCAAGAGACCCUUGGUAGCUCCAGUAGUGGCCGCUUCAGAGAUCAAACGUCCCUCCAUAAUCCAGACGAUUCAGGUACCUACACCUAGACUGGUGGCUUCGCCUAAACCCAGCUUCACUUCAGAUGCCAAUAAAACCCCGGACCAGAUUGCUGUACUGAAAGCGAGUUACACCCAGUGCCAGUUCCCUGAAGAGGAGGAAGUGUACCGCCUCAUUGAGUCCACCGGCCUCUCGAGAGGAGAAAUCAAGAAGUGGUUCAGUGAGCAACGACUCCUCAAUCACAAGGUGGCGCCACAGGUGAUCAAGAUUGAGCCCCAGGCAUUGAAAGACAGUCAGCCCAAAAAGGCUGUCCCCACCCAGUUUCCUCUCCUGGAGAGGCUCAAAGGCAAAUCCUCUGAGCAGCUCAAGAUGCUAGAGGAGAGUUUUCAGAGGACCAGCUCCCCCACUGAAAUUGACGUUGACAACCUCGUUGUGGACACAAGGCUCUCCAAGACUGAGAUCGACUGCUGGUUCUCAGAGCGCAGAGCACUGCGGGACAACUUGGAGCAAGCCCUGGCAAACUCCAUGUGUCCUAAGAGCCUUGAGGAACAACGAGGGAUACUGAAUAGUGUUUACGAACAGGACAGCAAAGUCCGGUGCUCACCUCUUCCCAUCGUCACCACUUCCACCAGUCCUGAGCCCAUGGACAGGAAAUCCCUAGGGCUUCUCAAAGAGGUGUUCACCCAGACCCAGUGGCCGUCGCCAGAGGAGUACAGCCAGCUGGAGGGACAGACAGGGUUGUCUCGCACAGAGAUUGUCCGCUGGUUCAAGGACAACCGAUCCGCCCUGAAGAACGGAACCUUGGACUGGAUGGAGCAGUUCCACAAAGUCAACGGCAAAGCAGGACAGAACGGUCAGAGCUCGUCAGGCAUCACUGAACGACCCCCAAGCAGCAUUCUCCAGCAGCACUUCACAGACGCCAAGACCACGCUGCUUUCAGCAGAGGAUGCAGAGAAGCUUCCUUUGCAGUCGAAACUCAUCAACCAGGACAUAGUCCAGUGGUUUACCAGUAAGCUGGGCCAGAGUAUGACAGACAUCAGCAGGGGCAGGGACCAACACGGACAGGCCAACGUGGACAGAAGCAGAUGGGUGAAGGUGACCAUGGCUGUAGGGGACGAGACUAAAGGUGCUUUGGAGAACCAGAAGAUCGGCUCGGAAGCAGAGGUGCUGAUGGGAGACCAACCUGGUCGGGUGACUGGAUGAAAAGAGCAUGAGGAUACUGAGUUUCUCAGGCAGAAGAUUCUCAAGAUUGUUGAAUCUGGAACCAAUGAUUUCCUACCUGGCCUGUGACAUCAGCACAGUGGACAGUAGAGUCCACGCCAAACACUGACUGGCAAGACCAUUGAGUGCCAAAGCUGGACUUGAUGCAUUAUUAUUAUUACACUUAAUAAAAUAAAAAAAGGGCCCUUGUAAAUAUUUUUCUGUAUUGCAAAAGCUUUGUAAACAUUUUCGGGGUUGCUGGUUUUUACAUUUCUAACAGGAGUCAAUAACCCCUAAAAGUGGAAUGUUUUGGUUUUUAUGACUACGAUGGAAAUUGUAAACCAAUUCAUCAGUUGGUAAUUCUUUUCUUUUUAACAAAACAUUUAGUGACUGACAGCUGGUCAUAGAUGGCACUUAUUUCAAGUGGAUAGACUCGUAACACUUCUGAUCUGAUAACCAGUGAGUUCAUCCAUUUGGACUAAAGGGACUCGUGGUUCUCUACCAGACCAUAGAAUCACCUAGCCUGGGUUUCAGAUGUUUGGCAUAUGACAAGGAGUGGAAUGAUGGCACAAACAGGUCUGCUACCCAGGCUAAGAAUCACAUACUUACAUUACAAUAACAGUUCUCCCCCCCUCUCUCAUGCUGAAUGCUCCUGCUGCCUGAGACGAUAGUCAGCCACAGAAUGGACAUGAAUACAUUUAGAAAACAAGAAAAUGCACUGUACAUGUUUUUUUUGUAGUUCAGUCUCAUUUUUGAAUUGCAGCGUCCGUUGCAUCAGUGACUGGUCUUUUCUCGUGUUGGCUUUCUAGAUAUCCAUAGAUAUCCUCGGUGUAGUUAGGCUCCAUUUCAAUGGCUCGCUCCUUCAGUUUCAUGCUUCUUCUAUUAGUGAAUCAUGUUCACACAUGUAUCUGGAAUACUGUACUGCUACCAAGAAUCUCUUUGCUUCCUGUUUUUUUUAUUUAUCCGUCUGCUGUAACUCAAUAAAACACAACCAACUGAA
Oncorhynchus masou masou (cherry salmon) is the source of this 4045-nucleotide messenger RNA. Its product is annotated as zinc fingers and homeoboxes protein 2-like. NCBI's taxonomy places the organism in Eukaryota, Metazoa, Chordata, Actinopteri, Salmoniformes, Salmonidae. Gene Ontology annotation, cellular component: nucleus. The transcript is spliced from 3 exons. Gene Ontology annotation, biological process: regulation of transcription by RNA polymerase II. The coding region runs from base 559 to 3048 and encodes 829 amino acids. The record is from RefSeq and is a predicted model, not a curated record. Gene Ontology annotation, molecular function: DNA binding; DNA-binding transcription factor activity, RNA polymerase II-specific.